Megalops cyprinoides (Indo-Pacific tarpon) is the source of this 1262-nucleotide messenger RNA. RefSeq names its product lysM and putative peptidoglycan-binding domain-containing protein 3-like. The transcript is spliced from 3 exons. The record is from RefSeq and is a predicted model, not a curated record. Gene Ontology annotation, cellular component: Golgi apparatus. The coding region runs from base 83 to 934 and encodes 283 amino acids. NCBI's taxonomy places the organism in Eukaryota, Metazoa, Chordata, Actinopteri, Elopiformes, Megalopidae. Gene Ontology annotation, biological process: Golgi organization.
GUCGACGUGGCGUAGCUAAACAAACGCACAGGAGCUGUGGAGGACGAAGAAUGAAGAGUUAGCUAACACACUCGAGUGAAAAAUGACAGGCAGAAACCAGCAGCGGGGUUUCCAGCCUGCCACAACGGCACAGCCUGCUAAAGGGGGACAUGUGUACUUAUUUGGGAACAAUGGCAUCUCGGAAAACGAGUGCUCCGAGGAGGACAGCGACUGCUAUGAGCUGCGGUCAAGAGGGAGAGAGAGGCUGCGGAGAAGUGCCUCUAGGGACAGGAUGGACGACAUCGUUUACCUAGUCAGAGACAUACAAGAGGGAGAUACUUUAAACGCCAUUUCUCUACAGUACUUCUGUUCGGUGGCGGAUAUAAAGAGGGCGAACAACCUCCUGACGGAGCAGGACUUCUUUGCACUCAGAUCCAUUAAGAUCCCAGUGAAGAAGUUCAGCGUCCUGACUGAGACCUUAAGCCCGGCCCCCGCUGCUAAGCCAGGCUCCCCACAGGGCAUUCGCCGGCUCUCUGAAGCUCUGAUGCCAGAGGCUGUGGAGCAGUCCUCGUCCACCCCUUCCUCCUCCUCCUCCUCCAUCGACAGCGUGGGCAGUUUCCUGCAGGAGAAGGACAAGGACAUCGAGCAGCUGGUCAAGUCCACAGACCCCUCCAGGGGGAGCCUUAACGAGGUGGUCUCUUCCCUGAACCCCCAGAGGCAGCCGGGGGACCCCGAGCGCAGGCCCACAGGCAAGAAGGACCCCUACUACGGGGCAGACUGGGGCAUGAGGUGGUGGACGGCAGUGGCAAUCAUGCUGGUGGUGGGUAUCAUCACCCCCGUCUUCUACCUGCUGUACUAUGAGGUGCUGAUGAAGGUGGAUGCCAGCAACCACGACACCACACCACAGAGUCCCUCAGGGCAGCAGCCACCCUCCUCCCACAGCCCACACAGCUAGGGCACACAGCACACCUGGACUCUAAUGUGCACUAGGACAUUGGUGGACAACGUGUACCCUGCCAGCCCUCAGUUAACUCAGAGGGGGGCUGUCAAAGGAAAGACUCCUUGUAUGAACAUUCAGUGAAGCCCACACUUAAACAGUAAAAGAUAAAAAAACAGCGUAACAUAUCUCAAUGUUUCUUAUGAAAAACUCAGAUAUGCCUGUUGCUGCACAUGGACAUAACCAUUGGGUGCCGCUGUCCAUGAGGAUGACAAAAUGUUAGGAUGUGGAGGCUUUUGGGAAGCUUCCCUUGAGGACUAGUAAACACUCUCCUGUGCAAUUGUGA